AUGGCACCUGUAGCCGCGUCGGCAGCAUCGAAUAAGGCCAUGUCGGCGUCGUCCGAGGUAUCGCUGUACAUCUUGAAUCCAAACAGCUCGUCGGUGAUCACAGCUGCUCUGGCAUCGAAUCUCUCAGCGCAGACACCGGCGGGCUGCACAUCCACAUUUGUCACGGGACCGCCCACGUGUCCGGCGACGAUCCAAGAUUCAGCCGAGAUGAUCAUCUCGACCGCCGAGACGUACAAGGCGCUGGUCGCGGCGUCGCCGUCGUCGACGCUUGCUUUGCAUCCGGCAUCGGCAUUUCUAGUGGCGUGCUUUUCGGACCAUCCUCUGGUUGGCAUUCUCCGCGAAAAGGCGCCCGACAAACCAGCGAUGCAUCUGCUAGAAGCUGCUGUGAUCCACUCGCUCUGUGUCGGGCACAAGUUCGGCAUCCUCACCACAGCCCAGAGUAUGGUGUCCGACCUCGAGUGCGGCGUGCGCAAGGUGUUGGGUGGUAAUUCGGAUCGGUUCGUCGGCACACAUGCUACAGGGCUCGGCGUGGUCGAGCUGCAGACUGGCAACCGCGAUGUCGUCGAGCACAAGCUCAAAGCGGGCGCCAGACAGUUGGCCGCCAACGGCGCUGAUGUCAUCGUCCUAGGCUGUGCAGGUAUGACCGGCUUCGAGUCUCUGGUCAGGCUUGCGUGCGACGAGGUCGGGUGCACCGGCGUCAAAGUCGUCGAUGGUGCCAAAGCCGGCUUGCAGAUCUUGGCCGGAUUGGCCAGAGUCAAUUACCGCUCGUAA
Messenger RNA from Mycosarcoma maydis (corn smut), 771 nucleotides. RefSeq lists its product as uncharacterized. Bases 1 to 771 code for a protein of 256 amino acids. NCBI's taxonomy places the organism in Eukaryota, Fungi, Basidiomycota, Ustilaginomycetes, Ustilaginales. The transcript has a single exon. The record is from RefSeq and is a predicted model, not a curated record.